Molecule: messenger RNA, 651 nt
Organism: Caenorhabditis briggsae
Lineage: Eukaryota; Metazoa; Nematoda; Chromadorea; Rhabditida; Rhabditidae
Exons: 5
Coding region: 1-651 (216 amino acids)
Source: RefSeq, a predicted model, not a curated record
AUGUCAGAUUGCGCUGCACAAUGUACCAAAACAAUUUCAAAGAAUUCGCUCGUUCUGGCAGUGCUUCUAGUCGAGACCGUGGUGAUAAUCCUGUCUCUCGUAUUCACUAUUCUGAACUUAUUCAACUCUGAUGAGAGCGGCUACAAAUCAUAUCAUCCCGAUUUGUCUGAAAUCGUUGGAUACAGUCUGCUACAGCCUAUUUUUGUUUAUCAGAUCCUCUGGCUCGCUUCCAACAUUGUGUCAGUGAUCAGUCUCCACAUUCAAAAACCCUACAUUUUCUUCUUCACCUUGAUAGUACCAAUUAUCGGACUCACAUUAUGCGUAAUCCUUCUUGUGCCAUCAGUCAACCAUCUGGUUUCCCACCAUUUUGAUGUCAGCGGGUUCUUCAUGGGAUUUGUUUGUGCUCUUGCCGUUUUUGUGAUCGCUUUCAUUUUAUUCACUAUUGCGAAAAUUUCAACUUUCCGGAAAAUGGUAAAAAAUAUGAAGGUUGUCCAAACAACUGCCGAAAAGUCUCCAGAAGAUCCUCAAUCAGAAGCACCGGAACCAGAGCCAACUCGAGUAAAGGAUCCGGAUGAAAUCAGCGUUUCGUUUAGUCGUCGAUCAACAAUGAGCAUGAAUGACGAACGUUUUGUCCCGCCACCUCGUCGUUAA